Molecule: messenger RNA, 1997 nt
Organism: Coffea arabica (coffee)
Lineage: Eukaryota; Viridiplantae; Streptophyta; Magnoliopsida; Gentianales; Rubiaceae
Product: benzaldehyde dehydrogenase, mitochondrial
Molecular function (GO): oxidoreductase activity, acting on the aldehyde or oxo group of donors, NAD or NADP as acceptor
Source: RefSeq, a predicted model, not a curated record
AUUCAUCCUUCCACUGUCCCGGAUAAAGAAAAAGGUACCAACUUCAUACGACUCUUCUCCAGAAAAGAAAUUUACCAAAAACCGGAAGAAAUUUUUUUUAAAAAAAAGGUUGGUGCAGCUACGAAUAAGUAGUCUUGACUUCUCAGAGUUUAUUGGAUUGAAGGCUAGGAGAAGAAUGGCGGCUAAAAGGGUCUCAUCGCUUCUGCUCUCUCGUUCUUUUACAUCUUCUCUUGCUUCCCGGCUAACCGGAGGAAAAAGUGCUUGCCAAGCAAGAGCAAUUUCUCGGUAUAGCACUGCUGCUGCUCUCGAGGAGCCAAUUAAGCCACCGGUUAAUGUGGAAUACACUAAGCUUCUCAUUAAUGGUCAAUUUGUUGAUGCAGCCUCAGGGAAGACAUUUCCAACUCUGGACCCUAGAACAGGGGAAGUGAUUGCGCAUGUUGCUGAAGGUGAUGCAGAAGAUGUCAACAGAGCUGUGGCUGCUGCUCGCAAGGCUUUUGAUGAAGGACCCUGGCCCAGGCUGACUGCUUAUGACCGGCAAAGAAUAUUGCUACGCUUCGCUGAUUUAGUUGAGAAGCAUAACGACGAAAUUGCAGCACUAGAGACUUGGGAUAAUGGCAAGCCAUAUGAACAAGCAGCUAAAAUUGAAGUUCCUAUGUUUGUGCGCCUCAUGCGAUAUUAUGCUGGUUGGGCCGACAAGAUUCAUGGGAUGACCGUUCCUGCUGAUGGACCUUAUCAUGUUCAAACUCUGCACGAACCCAUUGGUGUUGCUGGACAAAUUAUUCCGUGGAACUUCCCUCUCCUAAUGUAUGCUUGGAAGGUUGGGCCUGCAUUAGCAUGUGGCAACACCGUUGUGCUUAAGACAGCAGAGCAGACACCAUUAUCUGCUCUAUAUGUGACAAAGCUGUUGCAUGAGGCUGGGCUUCCAUCAGGUGUUCUGAAUGUGGUGUCUGGCUUUGGUCCAACAGCUGGCGCAGCUCUUUGCAGCCAUAUGGAUGUGGACAAGCUUGCCUUCACUGGAUCAACAGAAACUGGAAAGAUUAUUCUUGAAUUGUCUGCUAGAAGCAACCUUAAGCCAGUGACUUUGGAACUUGGAGGCAAAUCUCCUUUUAUUGUUUGUGAGGAUGCUGAUGUGGACAAUGCUGUCGAGCUAGCCCACUUUGCACUUUUCUUUAACCAGGGACAAUGUUGCUGUGCUGGCUCCCGCACAUAUGUUCAUGAACGUGUUUAUGAUGAAUUUGUGGAGAAAGCCACUGCACGUGCAUUGAAACGCAGUGUUGGAGAUCCAUUCAGGCAAGAAAUAGAACAAGGUCCUCAGGUUGACUCAGAACAGUUUGAGAAAAUUUUGAGAUAUAUUAGAGCUGGAGUCGAUAGCGGUGCUACCCUUGAAACUGGAGGUGACAGACUGGGUGAAAAGGGGUACUACAUUAAGCCUACUGUUUUCUCUAAUGUUCAGGAUGACAUGCUGAUUGCUAAGGAAGAGAUUUUUGGUCCUGUUCAAACAAUCCUGAAAUAUAAGGAUCUUGAUGAAGUGACAAGGAGGGCAAAUAGCAGUCGAUAUGGUCUGGCUGCGGGGGUCUUUACGCAGAAUCUUGACACGGCCAACACACUGAUGCGAGCAUUGAGAGCUGGGACAGUAUGGAUCAAUUGCUUUGAUACAUUUGAUGCAGCAAUUCCUUUUGGUGGGUACAAGAUGAGCGGGCAGGGAAGAGAAAAGGGUGAAUACAGUCUCAAGAACUACUUGCAAGUGAAGGCUGUCGUUACUCCAUUGAAGAAUCCAGCAUGGUUGUGAAAUCCUUCUCGUUUGUUUUCUGUUUCUUGGGGGGAGAAAAAAAGUAAAUAAACGGGGGCCAUCCAAAUCUUGGCGCGCAAGUGCAAUGUGGUUGAUAAUGAUGAUAGUAUCUUAGGUUGCUAUUAGCGCUUGAGACAUUUGACUAUUGGUUCUUUCUCUUGGACGGAAAGUUUGAGUUGAAGUUUUACUCCGUUUUCAAAUCUUUUAA